AUGUGGGGAACCCCUGUGUCUCCAAAUUUCGCCUCAUGGAUUGAUCAUGACUCGUAUGGGAGGCCAGAUGCCUACUCCUGCAGAGUACAUAAUGUAUACGCGUCUCAAAGCAAUGUUCUGACAACUGAAUCCAUCACAACUAUCACAAUGCCGCCCAUCUCAGCCUACAUCGACAAAGAGUACCAAUCCACACACUACACUCUCUUCAAAGAUUCCAUCACAGUCCCUUUGAAUUCGGUCCUUCCUCCUGGGGUCACGAAAGCUUCUUUCGACAGGGCAAUCCAAAAGUACAGAGAUGUGGUAGGCAAAGAGCAGGUAUAUCAUGGCGAUGAUUUAGUGGAAUACAUUGAUCCAUACGAGUUGCAUGAGGCGGAGGGCACUCGUAAGAUUCCCAGCGCAGCUGUACGACCACAAAACAUCGAAGAGUUGAAGGGCGUCCUGAAGAUCUCCAACGAGUUCGGCAUUCCUGUAUGGACUUUCUCAAGAGGAAAAAACCUUGGAUAUGGCGGCCCGGCUCCUCGCGUUACCGGCUCCAUUGCUCUCGACUUGCACCGCAUGAACAAAAUCAUCGAAGUCAACGGCGAGUACUCUUAUGCCGUCGUCGAACCUGGCGUAACUUUCAGAGAAUUGUAUGAAUACUGUGUUACGAACAAGCUCAACGUCUGGCCAUCCUGCCCAUCCUUAGGCUGGGGCUCCGUAGUCGGAAAUACGCUUGAUCGCGGCGUAGGCUUCACGCCCACCGCAGCACACCAUCAACACAUUGCAGGCGUCGAAGCCAUGCUUGCAAAUGGCGACCUCGUGCGAACGGGGCAAUUCGCCGUCUCAAAUUCGCGGUCAGCCCAUUUGUCUAAAUUCACAUUCGGCCCCUCCAUCGAAGGCCUCUUCAUACAAUCCAACCUGGGCAUCGUCACCAAAAUGGGCAUCUGGCUCACGCCUGCACCUCAAGCUUACAUGUCCGUCACAUUCGACAUGCCCGACUUUGAAGACGUCGAGACAAUUGCUGAUAUCUUCGGACCCCUCCGCCGCGAUGGCCUCAUCCCCAACACAGUCUACGUCUCCAACGUAACAGAAUGGCUCGGCAUGAUUGGGCGCCGCGAGGACUACUGGCCACACCAGACGCCGAUUCCAGAAUGGCGCAUCAAAGAGCUGCAGAAACAAUACGACCUGGGGUACUGGAACGCAAAAUUCGGACUCUACGGUGCAAAAGACGUGAUUCAAGCCCAUUUUGACGAGCUCAAGAGGAUCAUCAACAGAAAGACCAGCAAGGGACGGCUCAUCGGCAAGAUAUACUCUGCACCCGAAGGAGAAACCCUAGACCCAACUUCGGUCCCCGAAGUAGACGGCGGAUUCUUCGUUGGCAUCCCCAGCCUCUGGUCCCUGCCCAUGGUCAAGUUCCGCGUGCCCAAAGAAUCCGCCGAACAACCGAAGCCAGGCGUGGGCGCCCACUACGACUACUCCCCCAUCAUCCCCUCGCGCGGCUCCGAAAUCUUCUCCUGGAUCAAAACGGCCCGGGAAAUCUGUGAGCGGGAAAAUUUCGACCUCUUUUGCGACUUCUUCAUGCAUGAGCGGCACGUCAUUUUUGUGAACAUGUUUACGUUUGACAAGACGAAUGCGGAGCAUCGGCGCGCCGUGCAGACUAUUUUCGAUGGCUUGUUCGAGGCUGGCAAGAAGAGGGGUUAUAGCAAGUAUCGCAGUCAUGUUAACACUAUGGAUCGUGUGGCUUCGUUGUAUGAUUUCAAUGAUCAUGCUUACAGGAGGUUUGUGGAGACGAUCAAGGAUGCUGUGGAUCCGAAUGGUAUUCUUUCGCCUGGGAAACAGGGCAUUUGGCCCAAGAGGUUCAGGGAGAAUGAGAAGUUGAAGGCAAAUCUGUGA
Molecule: messenger RNA, 1872 nt
Organism: Plenodomus lingam JN3
Lineage: Eukaryota; Fungi; Ascomycota; Dothideomycetes; Pleosporales; Leptosphaeriaceae
Biological process (GO): lactate catabolic process
Cellular component (GO): mitochondrion
Molecular function (GO): D-lactate dehydrogenase (NAD+) activity; FAD binding; D-lactate dehydrogenase (cytochrome) activity
Source: RefSeq, a predicted model, not a curated record